Molecule: messenger RNA, 1491 nt
Organism: Numida meleagris (helmeted guineafowl)
Lineage: Eukaryota; Metazoa; Chordata; Aves; Galliformes; Numididae
Gene: ANKRD13D
Product: ankyrin repeat domain 13D
Exons: 12
Cellular component (GO): cytoplasm
Molecular function (GO): protein binding
Source: RefSeq, a predicted model, not a curated record
AUGCGGGGCGGCGGCGGGGAGAGCCGGGGGGAGAAGCGGGGACGCGGAGGCGCUGGGGGCACCGGGACGUGGCGCGGGGCCGACGGGGGACGGGGAGAAGGAGGAGCGCUCGGGGACGGGAGGGCUCGGAGAUGGGAACCGGGGACGAGAAGCGGGGGCGCGCGGCCGGCACCGGCCCGGGGGGCGUCCGAGGUGACGGUGCUCGUGCCCCAGCACGACGUGGAGCUGACGGACCCCCGGGGCCGGACCCCGCUGGAGCUGGCCGUGUCCCUGGGGCACCUGGAGUCGGUGCGGGUGCUGCUGCGGCACAACGCCAACGUGGGCCGGGAGAACGCCAACGGCUGGACGGUGCUACAGGAGGCCGUGAGCACCGGGGACCCCGAGAUAGUGCAGCUGGUGCUCCAGUACCGUGACUACCAGCGGGCGACGCGGAGGCUGGCUGGCAUCCCCGAGCUGCUCAGCAAGCUGCGCCGGGCCUCUGACUUCUACGUGGAGAUGAAGUGGGAAUUUACCAGCUGGGUGCCUCUGGUGUCCAAGGUGUGCCCCAGCGACGUGUACCGCGUCUGGAAGCGGGGCGAGAGCCUGCGGGUGGACACCACGCUGCUGGGCUUCGAGCACAUGACGUGGCAGCGGGGCCGCCGCAGCUACAUCUUCAAGGGAGAAGAGGAGGGAGCGGUGGUGAUGGAGGUGGACCACGACAAGCAGGUGGUGUACACCGAGACGCUGGCGCUGGCCCUGCACGAGCCUGACCUGCUGCUGGCGGCCAUGCAGCCCUCGGAGGAGCACGUGGCCGGGCGGCUGACGUCGCCCAUCGUCUCCACGCACCUGGACACCAGGAACAUCGCCUUCGAGCGGAACAAGUCGGGGAUCUGGGGAUGGCGCUCGGAGAAGAUGGAGGUGAUCAGCGGCUACGAGGCCAAGGUGUACAGCGCCAGCAACGUGGAGCUGGUCACCAAGACGAGGACGGAGCACCUCUCGGACCAGGACAAGUCACGCACUAAAGGCUCCCGCACCCCCUUCCACUCCUUCCUGGGCCUGGCACAGCAGCACGGCACCCACAACGGGGCACCCGUGCCCCCAGCCGCCAGCCCCACCAACCCCACGGCCAUCACCCUCGAGGAGUACUUCGACCCACACUUCGACCUGGAGGCCCGCAACAUCGGGCGCCCCAUCGAGGUGUCCAGCAAGGUGCAGAGGUUCAAGGCGACGCUGUGGCUCUGCGAGCAGCACCCGCUGUCCCUGGCCGAGCAGGUGACGCCCAUCAUCGACCUGAUGGCCAUCUCCAACGCGCACUUCGCCAAGCUGCGCGACUUCAUCACCCUCAAGCUGCCCCCCGGCUUCCCUGUCAAGAUCGAGAUCCCCCUGUUCCACGUCCUCAACGCCCGCAUCACCUUCAGCAACCUCUGCGGCUGUGACCAACCGCUGGGCUCCGUCCGGGUCUGCAACCCGGCUCAGCCCCCAGGAGCCAGGGCGGCCGGGCCUGGAGGUGGG